Molecule: messenger RNA, 1428 nt
Organism: Oryzias melastigma (Indian medaka)
Lineage: Eukaryota; Metazoa; Chordata; Actinopteri; Beloniformes; Adrianichthyidae
Gene: iqck
Product: IQ motif containing K
Exons: 10
Coding region: 368-1114 (248 amino acids)
Molecular function (GO): protein binding
Source: RefSeq, a predicted model, not a curated record
UUUUCUUUUUUUUUUUACCAUUGUAGCUAAAUAACCCUUAAUUAUUUAACUAAAGCAAAUGGGAGAGGCACAGAUAUUUGCCUUUUUUUCCUCCAAAAGUUAGUUUACCAAAUUUAACAACAGUUUUUUAUAAAGGAUAUUAUUGAUUAGAACUUUGACACGCUUCACUGCUGUUGACGUCACGAACAAGAUCUCUGCUGCCCUCUGGUGCCGAGAAUAGGCAUCGCACGGCUGCUUCUGGGGAAAGAGAUUGUAUAAAACCAUGGGUCGAUUCAUUAAUUCUUGUUUACACCGGAAGUCGGUGUGUUGGUGUUCCUUGGCAACCCGAGAGUCCUUAGCAACCACUGUGGAGCAUGCAAGCUAAGCAAUGGGAAAGAAAACGCGUGUAAAUAAAAAUAUUCGGCAGAAAGUGUGUAAAGAUUCUGAGGCAGAGCAGCGUAGACCUUCCAGUGUCCAGCUAGCAGACAGCACCUCAGUGAGUAUUCUGCACAGCAUCAGUCUGCCGUCACUCACCUAUUCUAUUACCAAUGCCAAGAAUAAUGAUGAUCAAGAAGCCAUGUCUGGAAAAACUCUCCUCCCAUCAGAAGCUGAUCAAACAUUGUUAUCUCAUCCUGUCUUGGCUGUGUUGGAGACAACAAUCUUUCCGGUGCUUCUACCUGGACUGGAGGCUUUGCUAAAGGAAGCACGGAAACGCGGCUGUUAUAAGAGGAAAUUCACAUCAUUCCUCCCUCGCGACUUCCUGACGGAGUGGCUCUACAAUCAUAAUCCUUGCAGACGGGGACAGGUUCCAGUGAAAUUUCAUGACAUCCCCUUUGUUAAGGAUUGGCUCAGCGUACACCCCAGGCCUCCCAUCCCUUUAUUUUUGCAGCUCAGUAAAGCUCAAGCUGCUCUCCUCAUCCAAGCUUUUUGGCGAGGAUAUAAGAUCAGGGCCCGUCCAGAUGUGCAGGAGUUGCGUCGAUGGCAAACGGAGCUAAAGGAGAAGCGGGACAUUGCCAAAAUUGUCAAACAGUUUUGGGCACAACAAGAGAGGCGGGCAAGGGGUUACACGGCUGCAGAAACACCACGUUCAGCUCAGUGGAGCUUUGAUGAAAGCAUUGAGGAAUACUGCAAAUGAAGGAGUGGAAGAAUGUCUGCAGGGCUCAGGGUGUCUUUGUGUGAUGGAGAUGGUGGAGGGUGGGGGCUGGGAUGGGAAGAAAAGAGAAGAAACGCAGAGUGAGGAGGCGCAGGAGGAAUAUCAGACGGCGUGCGUUUUGUGUGCACACAUGAAGGACAGAGUGCAGCAGCUGAGAAUGCCCGCCAUCCAGCACCGACUGGCAUGAGCUCUCAAGGAUGGUGACUAAACUUUGUCCUUGAGAAUACAAGCACUGAGUGGUUCAAGCAAUUCUGAACCUUUAUGAUGAAAGUCUUCAAAUAAGAACUAGCUCAAGA